AUGGUUCCAGAGAAAAAGAUCGUUCUGAUUACAGGGGCGAAUGCUGGAGUUGGAUUUGCAAGCGCCACUAUCAUUGCCGAGCACUCUUCAUCUUUCCAUGUCAUCAUCGGAGCCCGGUCAGCGAUCAAGGGCCAGAAAGCUGUAGAUGAUCUGAAAGCGAAGGGCUUCCCCGGCACGGUUUCGACCGUGAAGCUGGAAGUUCAGGACGGUGCAUCCAUCGCGGCCGCAGCGAAAGUUAUCGAAGAAGACUUCGGAAAGCUCGACGUGCUGGUCAACAAUGCGGGACUGAUGUCGUACGAUACGGACUACGCCAACCAGCUACAAGAGGAGUUCCCGGUCAACACUUUCGCCCCUCUUCUGGUCACUGAUGCCUUCGUCCAUUUGCUCAAGAAGUCCAAGGAUCCUCGCAUCAUCAAUGUCAGCAGCUCCCUUGGUUCGACGACGCUGUUGAGGGAGGAAGGCCUCGAUUGGGCAUUCAAGCAAGCUGUGACGUAUCGAAUGUCCAAAGCUGCUCUGAACAUGUUGACCGUCUGUCAAACGGCGCAGUUCGGCUUGUGGGGCGCGAAGGUGUGGAGCUACUGCCCUGGGUUUGUAGUAACAAACGGGUGGGGUGACAGCGAGGAGAGCAGGCAGCAGAUGAGGGACAAUGGUGCCCAAGAUCCAAGAGAGUCUGCGCUUGGGAUACUGAGCAUCAUCAAUGGGGAGCGGGACGCGGACGCCGGAUACUUCAUCAAUAAGGCUGAGAGGAUCCCUUGGUAG
This is a messenger RNA of Lasiodiplodia theobromae, 759 nucleotides long. Its product is annotated as Short chain dehydrogenase. The transcript is spliced from 2 exons. Lineage: Eukaryota; Fungi; Ascomycota; Dothideomycetes; Botryosphaeriales; Botryosphaeriaceae. The record is from RefSeq and is a predicted model, not a curated record. The coding region runs from base 1 to 759 and encodes 252 amino acids.